Molecule: messenger RNA, 2271 nt
Organism: Blepharisma stoltei
Lineage: Eukaryota; Ciliophora; Heterotrichea; Heterotrichida; Blepharismidae
Source: the annotation of a GenBank genome assembly
AUGGGCUGUUGUAGUAGUGCAGCAUCUAGAAAAAAUAAUGAAAAACUGCCUCCUAUGUCUACAAGUUUACGAGAAUAUCCUAGAAAGAAUGUCCUGAACAUAAAAUCGUGCCGCCAAUCAGCUUCAAAAAAGCAGAAAAGAUGUGAUGUUGAAUUUACUGUCACGAAUCCUGUCUUUGCAUACUCAAAGCGGUUUAAUAUUGAUAAUAAAACAUUGUGGGCGUCUGCUUGUGUGCUGCCUGGGUUCGACCCAAAGGGAGAAAUUCCGAAAACUUGCCAAGACAGCUGCACAUUUUUGAAUGAUGAGAACAGUGUUUUACUGGCACUGUUUGAUGGGCAUGGACCUGAAGGAGACAAAGUAGCGAAAAGAUGUGGAGAAGUGACAGAGAAAUUUUUCUUGACCAGAAAAUCAAGGUUUGAGGUAAAAAAAAAAUAGGAUGAUCCGAUGAGAUUGCUGACUCUUUCAUUUUUUUUAUAUUUUAUAAAAAUAAAUAUUAAAUAUUAUUUUAAUGAAUGUUUUUAUUUUUUCAGAUGGAGUAAAUGAAAUCACGAAGAGAUGCGAUGAUGACGUCCAAGGUUCCACAAAACUUGACGCCUAUUAUUCAGGAGCUACAGAAGUCUUAGUUUAUUAUCAUAAUGAAAGCCUUUAUUGCGCAAGCUUACUCCAUUUAGAGCAAAAGCAAAGCUGCUUAAAAUUUAGUAUAAUUAAUUGAAAAUCGCAUUAGUUAUAUGCUUUUUUGCCUUGAGUGGCGUGGUACGGGCGCCACUUCGGCAAGCUCCUUCUUCCAGUUGGCCGAGCCAACUCAGGUUGGUUCGGCCAACUAGAAUUGACAAGUCUCCCCAAAAGGCCUCACUUGUCAAUUCUCCAGUUGGUCGAACCAACCUGAGUUGGCUCGACCAACUGGAAGAAGGAGCUUGCCGAAGUGGCGCCCAUACCGCGCCACUCAAGGCAAAAAGCUAUAUAUCUAAUUACUAUUUGUAAAAAUUUAUAAAAAAAAAUUUUUGCUAGCUAUCCAAAGGUAUUAUUUUUCCCAAAAUAUAUAUUUUCGAAUGGUUUUGCUGAGCUAGGAGACUCAAGAGCAAUUCUUGCAACCACUGAGCCUCCUGAAACCAGCCCGGCUCCUACAGCUUUGUGGGGAGAAGAAAAAAAAGUUUUAGACGAAGUAAAAAUUCGAAGAAAUAGCGAAGUAAACUCAAAAAUCAAAGCAAUCCAGCUCACAAAGGACCAAAAACCAGAAGACCCUGAAGAGCACGCAAGAAUUAUCAAAAGUGGCGGCAGGGUCCAAAGAACGCGUGACCAAAACGGCAACCAAAUUGGUCCUUUCAGAGUAUGAGAAUCAACAGUAAACGCCCCAGGGCUCGCAAUGAGUCGGUCAAUAGGCGACGGCAUGGGCACCAGAAUAGGUGUCAUCUCAACGCCUAUUUGUACAGAGUAUCAGCUAAAAGCAGAAUCUGACUAUUUUAUUGUAGUUGCUUCAGAUGGUAUAUGAGAUGCUCUCGACAAUCAAGACGUAGUAAAUUUUGUGGAGUAUCAUAGAAACAAAUGUAGGAGAGAAAUUAUGGAAAUCCCAACCGAUGAAGUAAUUUCACAGGAAAAUGCAUGCAUUGCACAACUUUUAUGCGAAGAAGCAAGAGCAAGAUGGUUUACUAUUGUAGAGGAAGAAGAUGUGAUGAUUGACGAUAUUUCUUGCGUGAUUUUGGAAAUGAAUGAAAGCCAAUUUUUUAUUGGAAAAAGCGAGAUAAAUAAACUUCCAGAUAUAGAGCCUGCGGUUAAGCGGCUAGAUAGUAAAAAGCAUAAAGUACCAUCUUUAGAUGAAGUAAACCUAUUGGAUCCAAGAAGAAGCUCAAUUGUGCAAGAAAGCAUGGAUAUCUUAUUAACUGACUCCCCCCCCCCUCCGUGAGUGAACAAAAAAAUUUUGUUCACUCACGGAGGGGGGUUAAUUUUUUUUUUUUUAAAAAAAUUUAUAUAUAAAUUUUAUAAAAAAUAUUUUUUUUCGAAAUUUAAAAAAAUCCUAAUUCACAAAAAUUUGAAAGCAAAUAUUAAUUUAAUUUAUAAAAUUUUAUUUUUAAAAAGCAGUUCGUUAAAAAUUAAACAGAAUUAGCUCUAGAUUUCAUUAUACUAAUUAUCAUUUAUACAUCAAAAUUUUUUUCCAUAAAAAUUUUUUCUAUUAAAAAAAUUUUUGUUCACUCACAGAGGGUGGGGUUUUUGGGCAAAAAAUAGGGAUUUUUCUAAUGGUUUUGUUUACUCACGGAGGGGGGGGGGAGUGAGUAA